AAUUGUCAUUACAGCACUAGCUGAGGUAGCUGAUAAUUUCAGAGUUAUAGAAACAGAACCAAGUCAGGCUCGCAUUACGCCACUACCCAUGACGUCGAAGAAGGCAAGCAGCUCCGGCGCCGAUGAAGCGGAGACGAAGCUGUCGCCGUCGGGGUUCCCCGUGAAGGAGGUCCCUGGCAGCUACGGCGUACCCUUCUUCUCGCCGUUGAAGGACCGGCUGCAGUACUACUACUUGCAGGGCGCGGAGGAGUACUUCCGGUCCCGCAUCGCCAGCAACGGCGGCGCCACCGUGCUGCGCGUGAACAUGCCCCCCGGCCCGUUCAUCACGCGCGACUCCGGGGUGGUGGCCCUCCUGGACGCGCGCAGCUUCGCCGUGCUCCUCGACGACGCCAAGGUCGACAAGACCGACACGCUGGACGGCACCUACGUGCCCUCCCUCAAACUCUUCGGCGGCUACCGCCCGCUGGCAUUCCUCGACGCCGCCGACCCGCGCCACGCGGCGAUCAAGGGCGUGGUGAUGCGCCUCGCCGUGGCGCGGAUGCACCAGGUCGCGCCGACGUUCAAGAUCUCCUUCGGCGCCAUGUUCGACGCCGUGGACGCCGGCAUAGGCUCCGGCCCCGUCCAGUUCAACAAGCUGAACGAGGUUCACAUGUUCGACUUCACCUGCUCCGCGCUGUUCGGUGGCAAGACGCCGAGCGAGGCGAUGGGCGACGGCGCCGUGACGAAGGCCAUUAAGUGGCUGCUGCUGCAGCUGCACCCGAUCGCCAGCAAGGUGAUCAAGCCGUGGCCUAUCGAGGACCUCCUCCUCCACACCUUCCGCCUGCCGGCCUUCCUCGUCCGCGGCGACUACGCCGCGCUCACGGCGUACUUCGCCGAGGCCGCCGGCGCCGUGCUGGACGACGCCGAGCUGGCAAAGACCGGCAUCUCGCGCGAGGAGCUCCUCCACAACCUGGUAUUCAUGGCCCUGUUCAACGCCUACGGCGGGUUCAAGAUCUUCCUACCGCACGUGGUCAAGUGGCUUGCCCGCGCCGGGCCUGCCCUGCACGCCAGUCUGGCCGAGGAGGUCCGCGCCGCGUGCCCCGACGGCGGCGAGAUCACGGUGUCGGCCGUGGACAGGAUGCCGCUGGUGAAGUCGGUGGUGUGGGAGGCGCUGCGCAUGAACCCGCCGGUGGAGUUCCAGUACGGGCGCGCGCGGCAGGACCUGGUGGUGGAGAGCCACGACGCGGCGUACCAGGUGCGCAAGGGCGAGAUGCUGUUCGGGUACCAGCCCAUGGCGACGCGCGACGAGCGCGUGUUCAAGGACGCCGGCGAGUUCGUACCGGAGCGGUUCGUGGACGGCGGCGAGCAGGCGAAGCUGCUGGGGAACGUGGUGUGGUCGAACGGGCCGGAGGACGGCGUGGCGGCGGAGGGGAACAAGCAGUGCCCCGGGAAGGACAUGGUGGUGGCGGUGGGGAGGCUGAUGGUGGCGCAGCUGUUCCGGCGGUACGACACGUUCGCCGCCACCGUGGAGGACCUGCCGCUGGAGCCGAUAGUUACGUUCACCUCGCUCACCAAGGCGGCGCCAUUGACGGAGUAAGUAUAAACAAGUGCCAAGUGGCGGCGCUCGUGGGUGGCGUGGUGGCGUUAUUUAAGCGUGCGAUGACGGUGAUGCAGUGCUUGGUGCUUGAAGUUUGGUGGUCAAAUUUGGACGGGUUGGCUCAGUUUGCAUGUGCUGCUGCCGCGCCUGGGUCCCUCGAUCUGUCUGUCGUCAUGUAUUUGUUUGGAAGUGCAUCUGUAUGAAUUUGUAAUUGCCUGUAUUUAAAAAAUCUCAGUUGCAUUGA
Molecule: messenger RNA, 1820 nt
Organism: Lolium perenne
Lineage: Eukaryota; Viridiplantae; Streptophyta; Magnoliopsida; Poales; Poaceae
Product: allene oxide synthase 4
Biological process (GO): sterol metabolic process
Molecular function (GO): heme binding; monooxygenase activity; iron ion binding
Source: RefSeq, a predicted model, not a curated record